This is a messenger RNA of Strongylus vulgaris, 477 nucleotides long. The record is from the annotation of a GenBank genome assembly. Lineage: Eukaryota; Metazoa; Nematoda; Chromadorea; Rhabditida; Strongylidae.
AUGGCCAUCUGGGCUCGCAGCUUGCAUGACGUGUUUUAUCUUUAUGGUUUGUCCUUGAACACUUCUCUAACAUUGGAUCCGUUGGGUGGAGAAUCGAAUGCUUCCACAUUAGCUUCCUCAAUGCAACGGUCAUUUAAGGGACUUACUGGUGAAGUUACUAUCAAUGCAAAUGGUUCACGUAUCCCAUUAUUUACCGUAUAUGGUCUGGAUUCCAACUACAAUCAGAUCUCGUACAUCAAUUUCACAAUGUCCAAUAAUGUACCUGUGAUGUCAAAAAGCUAUAUUGAUGAAGCAACAUCCAUAUGGGCUACACGCGGUGGUGUGCGACCACUUUCGCGGCCUAUCUGCGGCUAUACUGGUACGGAUUGCCCGAAGGAAUUUUGGGAACAGUACUCAAUCUACGUGAACGUUGGAGGAGCACUACUCCUCAUCUUCUUGUUGGCUACUGUUCUACUGCUGGCGUAUUUGUUUAGGUAA